CCCAUGACAACACAGUGUGUCCCUGAUGCCAAUAGUGCCAGGCAGCUUGUCUCAGUGCUCGUGUGUCUCACUGAUGCUUAGCCCAAGUACUCCACAAUGUCCAGAUGGAUAGAGUGGGCGGCGUGUGUGGUCCUGGUGACGUCUGUGAGGAGGGUGGGAGGAGCGACGCCUCCCUCCCGAAGGUUCUUCAUCGGUGGCGUCCUACACGAUAACCAAACACAAGACCACUUCACCAGGGCGCUCAGGAUGAUCAACUUCGACGGAGUAUCAGUGGCAGAGCAGACUACGCUGUAUGACGUGACAACAGUGUUGCAUGGCAGCCCCAUCACAGCCUCCUUACAGCUCUGCCAGAUGCUAAUCUCCCAGGCUGUGUACACUGUGGUGGUGGCCAGUCCCCCUGGAGGGUCGGUGACAACGGCGGCUGUGUCGUACACGUGCGGGUUCUACCACAUCCCCGUCAUCUGCACACACUCCAGGGACUCAUCCUUCUCCAACAAGAACAUCCACGUAUCACUACUGCGGACGGUGCCGCCCUACAACCACCAGGCGGACGUGUGGGUUACCCUCCUGAAGCACCUGCAGUACCAACAGGUCAUCCUCCUCCACUCCUCCGACACCGACGGCCGCGCCCUCUACAGGCGCUUCCAGAGUCUAGCACAACACCGUGACGACGACAUGGGUAUCAAGCUGGUGUCAGUGAUUGAGUUCACCACCGGGGAGGACUCCUUCGUGGUGGAGUUAGCUGCCAUCCGCGAGGAACUGGUAAAGGUCAUCCUGCUGUAUGCCAAUGAGAGGGACGCUGAUAGAAUCUUCCAUGACGCCGCCUAUCUCAACAUGAUGGAGGACGGUUAUGUGUGGCUGGUGACCGAGCAGGCCCUCCACUCACAACACGUCCCAGUUGGCGCUCUUGGCCUCCAGCUUAAGUAUGCUGACGACUACGACGCCCAUAUCACCGACAGUCUACGCGUGGUGGCACUGGCGUUACGUCAACUGCACGAGCAGGAGGUGGUCAUCCCGGACCCGCCCAUCACUUGCGAGGCUGAGGGCGGCUGGGACGAAACCGGCAUCCGGCUUUUCAGGCUUAUACAACAGCAGGUGCUCACAGACGGGAAGACGGGAAAGGUGGCCUUCGACGGCCACGGGGACAGGACCCAUGCCGAGUACUCCGUGGUCAACGUCCAGGAUCACCACCAGGAGCACUUCGGCCAAAGGAACCUUCAGCACGUUGGCGAGUUAUUUUAUGAUAAGGUGAGAGGUCAGAUGGUACUGGAGGUAAACAGGAGUAGUAUUGUGUGGCCUGGGGGGUCAUCUACGGCGCCGCCCGGGUACUCCCUCCCUACACACCUCAACGUGAUGACUCUCCUGGAGACGCCCUUCGUGUAUGCCGCUGCCAUUGACGCUGACGAGGAGUGUGAGGGGAAGGGGAAGGAACUGUGCCCCCUCCUGAACCCCACCACCAGAGAGUGGGAGAGGAUGUGCUGCUGGGGAUACUGUCUGGACCUGCUCUUCACUCUGUCCGAUAAGAACGGCUUCACCUUCAACCUGACGCUCUCUGCUGACGGCAACUACGGCCAGCUUGAGGAGAACCAGGAAGGACAGAAGACUUGGAAUGGGAUGAUUGGUCAGCUGGUGAACGAGAGUGAGGCGUUGGACAUGAUCAUGGCGCCCCUCACCAUCAACCCGGAGCGAUCCCAGGCACUGCACUUCACCAAACCCUUCAAGUACCACGGCAUCACCAUCCUCAUCAAGCGGACCCUUGUGGUGCCUGCCCUGGUGUCCAUCCUACAGCCAUUCCGAGGAACUCUCUGGCUCCUCCUGCUGGUCACCGUCCACAUCAUCGCCUUCUUCAUCUGGCUCCUGGACCGUCUCAGCCCCGUCUACAAGCUUGAUGGGAAGGACACAGAUUCACUCGUAUUGUCGGAGUCCUUCUGGUUCUCGUGGUCUGUCAUCCUCAAUAGCGGCCUGACCGACGGUACUCCGAGGUGUGUGAGUGGCCGGGUGCUGGGUAUCGUGUGGGGAGGCUUCGCUAUGAUCAUCGUGGCAUCCUACACGGCCAACCUUGCAGCCUUCCUCGUACUGGACACUCCCAUCAGUGCCAUCACCGGCAUUAACGACGCCAGGCUGAGGAACCCAGUGGAGAAUUUUACCUUCGCCACGGUGCGGGGAUCUUCGGUGGACAUGUUUUUCAGGCGCAAGACAGAGUGGGCCAACAUGUACCGUGUGAUGGAGGCACAUAACUACCCCACCGUUGACCAGGCUAUCCAUGCCGUGCGCAAUGGAAGCUUGCAGGCGUUCAUCUGGGAGAGUUCCCGACUGGAGUAUGAGGCUUCACGGGACUGUGAGCUGGUUACUGUAGGGGAGCUGUUCGGUCGGUCCGGCUAUGGCAUCGGGCUGCAGAAGGGGUCGCCCUGGGCUGACAAGAUCACCCUCGACAUACUAGAUCUACAUGAACUCCCUCAUGUGUGGUGGUCAUGGGCAGGAGGCUACAUGGAGGUGCUGGACAAGGAGUGGAUCUGGACUGAAGGGUCCGAGUGUUCUGAAGACGACCACCACAGCCUGGACUUCUCCAAGCGCCUGGGGCUGAAGAACCUGGAGGGCAUCUUCAUCAUGGUCGCUGGCGGUAUUUUAAGUGGCACCUUCCUCAUCCUCGUCGAGAUCAUCUACGAUCGCUGGAGGAACCCCACGCAGGGCAGAGGAGGAGGAGGGAGUGACGACAGCCAUCUGCAGCAGCAAGAUGAUGGUGAUGGUGGUGGUAGUGGUGGUGAUGGUGGUGGUGGUGGUGUUAGCAGCAUGGAUGAGGUCGGAGGGUUGUUAAAGGUUGGUGAUCAGAGAACAGCCACAACACAAGCAGAGGUUUAUCCAUCAGAGGAGGAGUGUUGCCAUGCUGGGGCCCUCGACUCUCCAGAUAACAGUGGCAAAAACUUAUCUGCCAAUGUCUGCAGUUACACGACCCACAGAGCGGAGCAUGAGCAGUCCCCGCCAAGAAGAUGUAGUGUAUGUUCCACCGAUGAGGAGACGCAGAGUCUGAGGCUCCUGGAUUCAUGUUCCCCCGAGGGCCAGGCUGUCAUGCAAGACGUCGAGGAUAGACUAAGGGCCAGCCCCAACAUCCCCGAAGAAUGGAAGAGUCGCACGUCUCUACAGUGGUUUCAUUAUUAUCUGGAUAUUCUCAGGAAGGACGCUGCCGCGGAUGAUGAGUCCAGGACCCCUGAGACAUUGGCUGUCAUGGAAGACUUUGUAGACUUCAUGAGAGAUAGCGGGAUUAGAGACGACUAUGUACACUCUCAAGCAAUGGCGUUGUGUGAAGACAAAUGUGAUAACCAUGAUAACGUUAAACCUCAUGGCAGGCAAGGACGUGGUGAGUGUCCUGAUUCAAUGCAAGGAGGUUUUACUGAAGGCAUGGAUUCGAUUUCAGUCCACGAUCCCCAGAUGACUCCUCUGCCAAGAAUGUUUAUGAAGACUCUAAAUGAAAAGUUGCCAGAUGUGAUUGACAACUGCAGCGAGAUAGGCAGAUGUAUACUAGAGGACGACGAUGACUAUGAAUCAUACAUUACUGGCAUCAACAGAGAAGAUGGUGAGAUUGGCAGGACUACACAUGAGGAGAGGCAAACACUCAUGGGUCCUGAUGACUCGUCUGAUCGAAGUUCCAUAUACAUUUAAGACCAUCAAAUAAAAUUCUUACAAUAUGAUACAUUUUAUUUUGGUAAAAUUUACAAAUGAUGUGUGAACCAACUAACAUCCAUAUAUAGUUGUAACAUUAAACUGUUUCCAGAUGAAAGUGUUUUGUUAAUAUAUAUAAUAUAAUACUGUACAUAAGACUGUUAAUCUCUGUCUAUAAGUUAUUUACUAAUCAAAUAAGUUAUUUAUUUAACUAUAUUAAGACACUUGUUUUCAUUCAGAUGCAAUUUUAAUAUUUUAUUUGAGUAA
Homarus americanus (American lobster) is the source of this 3924-nucleotide messenger RNA. RefSeq names its product glutamate [NMDA] receptor subunit 1-like. The transcript is spliced from 21 exons. Gene Ontology annotation, cellular component: neuron projection; plasma membrane; synapse. The record is from RefSeq and is a predicted model, not a curated record. The coding region runs from base 97 to 3657 and encodes 1186 amino acids. Gene Ontology annotation, biological process: monoatomic ion transport; regulation of membrane potential; chemical synaptic transmission. Gene Ontology annotation, molecular function: NMDA glutamate receptor activity. NCBI's taxonomy places the organism in Eukaryota, Metazoa, Arthropoda, Malacostraca, Decapoda, Nephropidae.